CUCAGUCACCGCGGACUUCCCUUGCCCAAGGACGCGGAACCCCCAGGUGCAGAAGGUCUGACAGGCUGCAGAAGAGCUGCAGUGGGACCGGGGAAGCCAUGAUGGUCCCAUGGACAUGUCGAGCUGCUUCUAGAGGCCUAGGACACCUCUUCAAGGUGUGGACCUGGACAGUACUGUGUUGUGAAUUCCUGGGGCAUCAUGGAACAGACUGUUGGACUUACCAUUAUUCUGAAAAACCAAUGAACUGGGAAAAUGCAAGGAAGUUCUGCCAGGAAAAUUACACAGAUUUAGUUGCCAUACAAAAUAAGGGAGAAAUUGAAUAUCUGGAGCAGACACUGCCCUACAGCCGGUUUUACUACUGGAUAGGAAUCCGGAAGGUCAAAAAUACAUGGACAUGGGUAGGAACCAAUAAGCCCCUCACUGAAGAAGCAGAGAACUGGGGAGCCGGGGAACCCAACAACAAGAAGUCCAAGGAGGACUGUGUGGAGAUCUACAUCAAGAGGGCCAAAGACUCGGGGAAGUGGAAUGAUGAUGCCUGCCACAAGGGCAAGAGGGCCCUCUGCUACACAGCUUCUUGCCAGACCUGGUCAUGCAGUGGUCACGGAGAAUGCGUGGAAACCAUCAAUAAUCACACCUGUAACUGUGAUGCAGGGUACUAUGGGCCCCAAUGUCAAUUUGUGGUCCAGUGUGAACCUUUAAAGGCCCCCGAGCUGGGAACCAUGGACUGUACUCACCCUUUGGGAGACUUCAGCUUCCGCUCACAGUGUGCCUUCCACUGCCCAGAGGGAACAGACCUAGUUGGGAUGGAAGAAACACACUGUGGACCAUUUGGAAACUGGUCAUCUCUUGAACCAACCUGUCAAGCGGUCCAGUGUGAACCUUUAAAGGCCCCCGAGCUGGGAACCAUGGACUGUACUCACCCUUUGGGAGACUUCAGCUUCCGCUCACAGUGUGCCUUCCACUGCUCAGAGGGAACAGAUCUAGUUGGGAUGGAAGAAACACACUGUGGACCAUUUGGAAACUGGUCGUCUCUUGAACCAACUUGUCAAGUGAUUCAGUGUGAGCCUCUGACAGCACCAGAUUUGGGGACCAUAGAGUGCAAUGACCCACUGGCCAACUUCAGUUUUACCUCUGUGUGUACCUUCAACUGCUCUGAAGGAACUGAGUUAAUUGGGAAAAAGAAAACUACUUGUGGUUCUUCCAGAGUCUGGUCCAGUCCUAGUCCAAUAUGCCAACAGUUGGACAGAAGUUUCUCAAUGAUCAAGGAAGGUGCCUAUAACCCCCUCUUCAUUCCAGUGGCAGUCAUGGUCACUGCAUUCUCUGGGCUGGCAUUUAUCAUUUGGCUGGCAAGGCGGUUAAACAAAGGGAGGAAAUCUCAGCAAAGGAUGGAUGACCCAUAUUAGUUCACCCUGUAUAAACGGCAUGUCAUGAGGCUCUACACGGGUCAUUGGACAAUAACUACCAAACCUUUCAUGAAGAGUUUUGUGUGGUGACAUCUCCUACAUCUAAGAUGAAGGGUGUUUGCUCCCGCGCAGCUGGAAAGAUUUCUACAUGACCAACAGCUCCCUGUGCUUAUCCCUCACCCGCAUCUG
Messenger RNA from Jaculus jaculus (lesser Egyptian jerboa), 1592 nucleotides. RefSeq names its product selectin L (gene Sell). The coding region runs from base 99 to 1403 and encodes 434 amino acids. Gene Ontology annotation, molecular function: oligosaccharide binding; sialic acid binding. The record is from RefSeq and is a predicted model, not a curated record. Gene Ontology annotation, biological process: response to cytokine; leukocyte tethering or rolling; heterophilic cell-cell adhesion. NCBI's taxonomy places the organism in Eukaryota, Metazoa, Chordata, Mammalia, Rodentia, Dipodidae. Gene Ontology annotation, cellular component: external side of plasma membrane; membrane. The transcript has 10 exons.